UCACAAAAAAAUAGUAACAUAUUAUCUCACUGUUUUUUCUAUAGUCGCAACUAUUAUCAUAGUUUACAAUACUUCCAAAUAUGGCUGAAAAAAUCAGUUUCAACACUCAAAUAUUUAGUAGAGUCCGUCUAGCUACGGAAUCGGAUGUAUCACAUCUCCACAAACUCAUGUAUCAAAUGGCAAAAUAUCACAAUUACACUAAAGUUUUUAACGCCACGAAAGCUUCGAUUACUACCAAUCUUUUUAAAUCCGAUAACCCUUGUCCUCCUUUCUACUCGGUUACCGCGUUCAUUCUUGAAGUCUCAUCCGACUCUUUUCCCCAAAAUACCCUUAAAAAUCCCAUUUUCGACCCGAUUUUGAGAACCGUUAAUCUUGUUUCACCUAUACUAGACUCAGACUUAGAACUAUUCAGAACAAACAACAACAUAUCCAGUAUACUAUCAGAAGUGGAUAAUAAACCCUUAUCUUCUGAUAAUAACGUCUUUGUAGCUGGCUAUGUUCUAUUUUACCCUUGCUAUUCGGGUUACUUUGAGAAACCUGGUUUUUUUAUUGAGAACAUGUUUGUUAGAGAGUGUUAUAGAAAGUGUGGAUUUGGGAAAAUGUUGUUUUCUGCUGUGGCAUCUCAAGCAAUUAAAUUAGGGUUUACUAAAGUUGAUUGGCUUACUGUUGGAUGGAAUGAAAAUGCAAUUGAUUUUUAUCUUGGAAUGGGGGCUUAUAUUAUGCAAGAUGUUAAACGUUUUAGGCUUUCUGGUGAUGGACUUGAUGCAUUUGCUACAAAUGAUCAAGAUGGUGGUGACAAGAUCUAAGUCGGGGUUCUAUCGAAACAGUCUCUUUACUUCAUAAAGAAAGCAAUAAAAUUUGUGUGUACCAUUUUCCUCCAUAUUUCUUUACAUAUAGGUUGGAUUGGUUCGAACUUUUCAGUAUUAUUGUCAAAUUGAAUUAUGAUGGUUUAAUAUCGAUAAACAAAAUUAAAUAGAACUGUUUCAAAUUAUAACUCUGUAAUCUAAAGACCUUAUCCAGAAUUCUGCGGGAUGAUAAAUUUCAAUCAA
This is a messenger RNA of Solanum pennellii, 1049 nucleotides long. Its product is annotated as probable acetyltransferase NATA1-like. Gene Ontology annotation, molecular function: N-acetyltransferase activity. NCBI's taxonomy places the organism in Eukaryota, Viridiplantae, Streptophyta, Magnoliopsida, Solanales, Solanaceae. Bases 81 to 806 code for a protein of 241 amino acids. The transcript has a single exon. The record is from RefSeq and is a predicted model, not a curated record.